AUUCGCCAUGCAAGAGGCCGUAGAGGCCGCUGUGUUCGAGAUUAAAGUUUCUAUUCUUGGCGACUCAGACGUCGGUAAAACAUCGAUUGCGUCAUCGUUUAACACACAGGCUCCACUGCUUGCUCCAAAGGCAACUAUAUGUUGUGAACUGACAGUGAAACAUGUCUCCUACCCAAAUGGUGACAGGAUCAGGUACACCAUCUAUGACACCGCUGGGCAGGAGAAGUUCCAUGGUGUGAUGGCUAACUAUGUCCGCAACAUGGACGCUGUGGUCAUUGUGUAUGAUGUCACAAAUAGGGUUUCCUUUGAAAAUGUCGACAGAUGGUUGUACUUCAUCACCAACCACUUGCCGCAUGACGUCCCUGUUUUACUGGUUGGAAAUAAAAUAGAUAAAACUGAUGACAGGGAGGUUACAGAGAUGGAAGGUAAACAAAGAGCAGAGAGAUCCAAUCUUUUCUUCCUUGAGACUUCAGCUCAUACAGGGGAGAGAAUCUCCCUCAUGUUUGAACAGCUUUCCACAGCAUUGAGAGAGAAAAAACUGAAGGAAUUAUUCCAUGGAUCCAGAGUUCCACUGAGCAACAUGGCGCUGAAGUUGUCACCAGAUAAUUUAGACAGACAUCGUAGAGCGGUACAGAAGAGGCCGUGUUGUGGGACUCAAUAGACAUUUUUUUGUUUGUUUUACCUACAUAUUUGUCUGUGUAUCUACAUUUAUUAUCUGAGCAUUUACACAUUUUCUGUGUAUACCGACACAAUGUGUCUGCAUAUCUAAAUAUAUUGUCUGUGUGAUUAUAAAUUGCCUUAUACAUAUUACUGUAACAGUUCUAUUUAGAAAUUUUAAGUUGCCUUGUGAUUCUGUAGCUAAAAACUUGUAAAUACAUUUGACAACAUUGUAUCAACACCAUAACAUUUGUCAAGAAACAUAUUAUUAUCCUGUUUUCAUGAACACAUUUCAUUGUAAAAUGUUUUAUUUUUUUUGCACAGAAAUUUUUAAAUACCGCAAGCAUUCACUGUUUUUACAAGUAGAAGUGUAAAACAUAUAGGCAGUACAGUGGCUUAGCGCAGG
Physella acuta is the source of this 1063-nucleotide messenger RNA. RefSeq names its product ras-related protein Rab-6-like. Lineage: Eukaryota; Metazoa; Mollusca; Gastropoda; Physidae. The record is from RefSeq and is a predicted model, not a curated record. Gene Ontology annotation, molecular function: GTPase activity; GTP binding.